Clarias gariepinus (North African catfish) is the source of this 2828-nucleotide messenger RNA. RefSeq names its product ATP-binding cassette, sub-family G (WHITE), member 5 (gene abcg5). Bases 104 to 2071 code for a protein of 655 amino acids. Gene Ontology annotation, molecular function: ATP hydrolysis activity; ABC-type transporter activity; ATP binding. Gene Ontology annotation, biological process: cholesterol homeostasis. The transcript is spliced from 13 exons. NCBI's taxonomy places the organism in Eukaryota, Metazoa, Chordata, Actinopteri, Siluriformes, Clariidae. The record is from RefSeq and is a predicted model, not a curated record. Gene Ontology annotation, cellular component: plasma membrane.
GAAUGGCCCAGCUGUGGACUUGAAGCUUCACGCCGUAACAAAAGUGGAUCUGGGAAAAAGGAACAGAAAGGCUGAUUGUCCAUGAAAAAUUGCACGAGGUAGCAUGAGGAACUCGUACUCCGUGCAGGCCGACGGCCAGAAAAAUGUCUCUAGUGAAUCUUUCAAGUUUGUUCCGGAGAAGAGGACAGAUGUCCAGAGCUUAGCGCCUUCGAACCAAAGAGCGCCGUCCUGCUGUCUCAGUGUGAGCAGCGUGUCCUACACAGUCAGUGAGCGCGUAGGGCCCUGGUGGGAUCUCCCAUCCUGCAGAAAGAAGUGGACGAGGCAGAUCCUGAACGAUGUGUCGUUUCACAUGGAUAGUGGUCAGAUAAUGGGCAUCCUGGGGAACUCAGGCUCUGGGAAGACCACACUUUUAGACACUAUUGCCGGUCGUAUUGGAAACACUGGCACCCUGAUUGGGGAAGUGUUUGUGAACGGAAGGAAAGUGAAACAAGCACAGUUUCAGGACUGUUUCUCCUAUGUUCUUCAGAGUGACAAUCUCCUGAGCUAUCUGACAGUAGAGGAGACGCUCACAUUCACGGCUCAGCUGGCUCUGAGGCAGCACUCUGCCAGUGCCAUCCGCAAAAAGGUGGCUGCUGUAAUGGCUGAACUAAGUCUGAGCCACGUGGCUAACACUGUGAUCGGAGGCCGGGUGUUUCCGGGUAUCUCAGGAGGAGAGAGGAGGAGGGUGUCGAUCGCUAGCCAGUUGCUCCAAGACCCCAAGGUUAUCCUCCUGGAUGAACCAACCACAGGCCUGGACAGCAUGACAGCCAAUCAGAUUGUAGUGCUGCUGGCCGAGCUGGCUAGGAGGGACCGUAUAGUCAUAGUGACCAUCCAUCAGCCCCGCUCAGAGCUGUUCAGAGUCUUCAGCAGGAUAGCUAUCAUGAGUUGUGGAGAGUUAGUGUUUUGUGGCGAUCCAGGCGAAAUGGUGGAUUUCUUCAGCAGCUGUGGCUAUGAGUGUCCUGAGUAUUGCAACCCAUUUGACAUAUAUGUGGAUCUGACUUCAGUGGAUACACGUUCCAGUGAGAGAGAAGCUGCCACCUACAGACGCAUGCAUGACAUAACCUCAGCAUACCGCAAAUCAGACAUCUAUCAGAGAAUGAUGUGGAAAAUUCGUCAGAGCUGUCAGCGUGCUAAUAAACCUAUGAUCCCCUUCAAGAGCAAAGAGUCCCCCAGCGGUAUGUCCAAACUGGGUGUCCUCCUUAGGAGGACAGUACGGAAUUUGUCUCGGGACAGGAUGGGCGUCAUCAUGCGACUCUCUCAAAAUCUCAUCUAUGGCAUGUUUGUUGCCUUCUUCGUCAUGAAUCUUGAUAAUGAUGUCGUCAAGGGUGCAGUGCAAGACCGGAUUGGGAUUAUCUACCAAGCCAUGGGUGCUUCGCCAUACACAGGCAUGCUGAAUGCUGUGGCUCUGUUCCCUGCUGUGAGAGCUGUAGCUGAUCAGGAGAGUAAAGAUGGAUUAUACCAGAAGUGGCAGCUAUUCCUGGCCUACAUCAUUCACAUCUUCCCCUUCAGUAUCAUCAGUGUAUUUAUUUUCACGUCUUUCCUUUACUGGGUUGUAGGGUUGUACCCAGAUCCUUGGCGCUUCCUUUGUUUUACAGCUGUGAUCAUGGUUCCCCACAUCACUGGUGAGCUUCUGACACUGGUACUGCUUGGAGUGGUUCAAGACCCCAACAUGGUUAACAGUGGAAUGGCGUUGCUCAACAUAGCUGGGAUCAUGGUCGGCUCUGGAUUUCUCAGGAGCACUCAGCAGAUGCCUUUGGUGUUCCAGUGGCUAAGUUACCUGACCUUCCAGAAAUAUGGCUGUGAGCUCCUCAUCGUCACUGAGUUCUAUGGCUUAAACUUCACAUGCAAUCCACCUGUGGGUUUUCCAGCAGGAUGUAUAAUAAAAGAUGGCAAUAUAAUUAUAGACCAACUUUACCCAGGAGCCCUCUCACGUUACACCCUGGACUUUCUUAUGCUUUAUGCCUUCCUGCCUGCCCUAGUACUGCUCGGGGUCAUCAGCUUCAAGAUCCGAGAUCGCCUUGUGAGACGCUGAGAUGCCAUGCGUAUAAAAGAGAUGAAUAUCCACAGUAAUAACCAAUUUGUAAAUACUGUGUUUUUGUCAGAUUAGAUAUUCUGUAAAACCUGAUCUUUAUCAAUACAACAACAAGACACUGCUUUAAUGGUCUGGAGGUUAUUCACCUUUUUGUGUUGCAUGACAGGUAAACUUUGUUGUUGCUGUUAAUAGAUAAAAUAUUAAAUGAUGAUUGCACGUGUAAGUGUUGCUAUUGCUAUUGUAUGUUUAUAAUAAAUGUGCAGGAAAAUGUAAAUGUGAAAUGUUUAUGAUAAUUUUUUUUUAUAGAAAACUGAAUGUCUAAGAGCCUGUAAUGUGUUAAAGCUUCAGUCAUAGUCAGUGUAACACUUUCACAUGUGGUCUUGUUUAAACUAGCAUAAGCAUAAACACAGUACAGAGCUAUUUGCUAGUUUUUGGAUUUGUUUCAAUUCCAUAUAUUAGAAUUAUUGAGAGCACAGUGCUUUUGAGUUCUUGAAUCUGAUUGCCAGCAUAUAUUUUUUUUAUGACAGCAGAGCCAGCUGUAAUUUAAAUUAAAGGUUUUAUAUGAAUGCAGAGACUUUUUAUGGUGGAUGAUCUACAAAAACAUUUUGAAUUUUUUUUAUUUGUUGAUAUAGUAAUAUGGUUUAACGGUAUGACUUCUUUAAGGAGAUGUAAUUUAAUGGAAUUAGUCUCCAGCAUUUUGUAACACUCACGGGUAAACACUAAAAGCUAUUUCUUUUACUGCUUUAACACAAGAAAA